Sphaeramia orbicularis (orbiculate cardinalfish) is the source of this 1396-nucleotide messenger RNA. It is a transcript of the gene ercc1, whose product is annotated as excision repair cross-complementation group 1. Gene Ontology annotation, biological process: mitotic recombination; UV-damage excision repair. Bases 284 to 1351 code for a protein of 355 amino acids. NCBI's taxonomy places the organism in Eukaryota, Metazoa, Chordata, Actinopteri, Kurtiformes, Apogonidae. The transcript is spliced from 9 exons. Gene Ontology annotation, cellular component: ERCC4-ERCC1 complex; nucleus; nucleotide-excision repair factor 1 complex. Gene Ontology annotation, molecular function: damaged DNA binding; single-stranded DNA binding. The record is from RefSeq and is a predicted model, not a curated record.
UUUUGCCUCAAACAUAAAACCCAGAGUCAUUAUUAAACGAUUUAGCGUUACAUUUUAGCUGCGUAUUCAUAAUCGAAGCGGCGAUGAUGCAGUGAAAAAUAGAAGGAGACGUUGCGGGAGAAAUGUUAAGAAGUUUAAUGAUGGCAAUAUUUUUCAACAUAAGCUAGACCGGAAGUCAUAUAGUUGCCGUUGUUUCUAUCAGUAGUUCAUGAAGCUAAAGCCACAAGAAGUUGUAUCAACUAAUGUUGUGUGUUAACUUGAAGUCUUCAUCUUUUUGAAAGCCAUGAAGAAAAGAUUUAAUAUCAACCUGAACGAUUCGGUUUUCACCAAAGAAAGAACACCGCCAAAGCCACAGUUUCCUUCAUGUAAAGGAGGACAACACAUCACUGCCCCAACCACAUCUUCAUCAAAUCCUGCUCCUGUACCAAUGGACCAGCCUUUGUCCUACGCAGAAUAUAACAUUCAGAGCAAAACCAAUGUGGCUGCCCCUGUUCACAGAGACUGUUCCUCCAACCAGCCCAGAACUGAAGCUGAUGGAGUUUCCCAUGUGAAGCACAGUGACCGUCAUUCAGAGUCUUCCAGGACAGGAGGAGGUGAUCCAGCUGAAAACAGUGCUAAAAGGACUGAAAGUGGAUGUGUAGAGUUAAAAAAUGAGACAGCUGGCCCAGACAAGAGCGAAGAGGAGAGCCAAAGGUCAGAUCUGGGCCACGGCAUGGGUCCUAAACCUGUGGGAUCUGGGAGCAGCAUUAUUGUCAGUCCUCGACAGAGGGGAAAUCCUAUACUGAAAUUUGUGAGGAGUGUCCCUUGGGAGUUUGGGGAGGUUGUACCAGACUAUGUCUUAGGACAAACUACAUGUGCUCUCUUCCUCAGUCUGAGGUAUCACAACCUCAACCCCAACUACAUACACGACCGUCUCAAGCAGCUUGGACAAACUUUCACCCUACGAGUACUACUGGUUCAGGUGGAUGUGAAAGACCCUCACCAUGCAUUAAAAGAACUGGCUCGGAUCUGCAUCAUGGCUGACUGCACCCUUAUCUUGGCUUGGAGUCCAGAGGAGGCAGGACGUUACUUGGAAACAUACAAAUCCUAUGAGAAGAAACCUGCAGAUCUACUGAAGGAACAAGUUGAAAAAGACUAUCUGUCAAAGGUUACAGACUGUAUGACGACUGUGAAGUCUAUAAACAAAACAGAUGCCAUUACUUUGCUGUCAGCUUUCUCUUCUAUAGAAGGAAUAAUCGAGGCCUCAAAAGAAGACCUUGCUCUCUGUCCAGGACUUGGACCACAAAAAGCAAGACGACUGCAUGACGUUCUUCACAAGCCGUUCCUCAAGUCUAAGACAAAAGACAGCUGAAACCUACCAAUGAACUGAAAGACUGACCAUUAUGUUUAGCAGAUG